Staurois parvus is the source of this 300-nucleotide messenger RNA. NCBI's taxonomy places the organism in Eukaryota, Metazoa, Chordata, Amphibia, Anura, Ranidae. The record is from the annotation of a GenBank genome assembly.
CUAAUGAGGCUGCAGUGAUGAACACUGAUAGGCUGCACUGAUGGGCACUGAUGAGGAGGCAUUGGUAGGUGGCACUGAUGGGCAUUGGCAGGCAUCACUGAUGGGCACUGAAAGGCAGCACUCAUAUAUGGAACUGAUAGGGAGCACUGAUAGGUGGCACUGACUGGCACUGUUAGGCUGCACUGAUGCGCAUUGAUAGGUGGCCCUGACGCGCACUGAUAGGCGGUACUGACUGGCACUGAUAGGUGUCACUGAUUGGCAGCACUGAUAGGUGGCACUGACUGGCAUUGACAAGUGGCA